Cryptotermes secundus is the source of this 800-nucleotide messenger RNA. RefSeq lists its product as uncharacterized. The record is from RefSeq and is a predicted model, not a curated record. Lineage: Eukaryota; Metazoa; Arthropoda; Insecta; Blattodea; Kalotermitidae. The transcript is spliced from 3 exons. Bases 75 to 419 code for a protein of 114 amino acids.
UAUACUAUGCGCGUUCGCAGAAAGCAUCGGCACGCUCUGGGAUACGGAAGAAAAACAUUUCUUCAGAAAGAAGAAUGUCCAAAUGGAUUUAUUGUACCUUUGCUAUUCUUCUAGUUGCUCUGGGGAUGAUCUUCAUACAGUAUCCUGCAUUUGCUGAUACUACAGUCGGAAGAACUUCGGUAUAUAGGAAGCGGAGAUUCUUGUUUGGAUGGGGUUUUGCGGGAUCUCAUUGUGGGGGCCCUGGCGACUGUCCCCCGCAUCACUGCAGCAGGGAUGAAGCUGUCAUCCUUGGCUACUGCUGCGGCUGUGGCAGGUACUCAGACCGUGUGCCUAUAAGCUGCCCAGGCCACCUGCAGUGCCCACUGAGCCCAGAACCUCUGUGCUCGGACUACAAUUACAUGAUGGACUGCUGUUGCUAGCGCCAUCUAUGAGCCGAUUGCCUACAUAAUGUGGGACCCUCAAUGUCUCACAACCCUAUGGGCCUCCACGGCCUGUUACAGGGAUAGCUUUACUUUACUUUUACUUUUUACAGUUGUUGCUAGGAGGCUUCUUGUUGUCACCAGCAUGAGCGAUGGAGCAAUCAUAGAACUUUACUGGGGUUUAGUUCCUUGAGGAUGGAGACUAUGCAUAAUAACGUAACUUAAAAUGUGAGAUGAAGCUUAAAAUUAUUUCCAGUGGGCAACCCAUGUAUUUUCAGGCAAUAAAACAUGGCAGAUCAAUCGAUCGGUACACAGAUACACUGACUUUUAAACCAUCAUGGAAUGAUCACUUACAGUAUGUGUUGGAUUGCGUAACUAUUU